CUUUACUAUAACACGUGGAGAUUACCUUUCUCCAGCUCUAGACACUGUACCUGAGUAAGAGACAUCUCGAAUUAUCCUCCGACACCAUCAAGUCGACCCUCCCGCGAACAGCGAGCCGUUUUCACCAUUUGCGAUCCACCUCGAAAUCCUUUCUACACGAACUGUUUUUGCAACAACGCGACAGCGCCCGAGGUGCUACAACUCCGUAUACCCCACCGCACCAGCAACCGUCUUCGCCUGCCUUCCGACACUACGGCUCUGACCUCAAACGCGUCCCCCCAGCUUUUCUCAAGCUUGCGACACCACACCACCGCAACCAUGUCGGCCCAAACCAGGCUCAACAAGCUCAACGCCGCCACCGACGCCCGCAAAGCCCGCCUCGCCGCCCUCAAAUCCCUCAAGCGGAAAGCCCCCUCCGACUCGACCUCCGCCGCCCACCCCGAGCCCUCCUCCCCCCCCACCGCCCUCACAAAUCUCCAACCCCCCUCCGCCACAACCCCCCCAGAAGACCAACCCUCCACAGCCCCCUACCUCUCCGGCCGCAACUACGACCCCGCCACGCGCGCCCCCAAGCUCGGCUUCGACACGCUCCCCGCGCACCUCGAAACCGCCGCUACCCUCGAAAAACGCGCGCACGACCUGCACAUCGCGGUGCGCAGCGAGCAGGCGAAGGAGCGCGCGGACGAGCCGCUGGAUCUGUUUAAGCUGCAGCCGAAGCGGCCGAACUGGGACCUGAAGCGGGAUUUGAGGGAGAAGUAUCAAGGCUUGGAGGCGGAGACGGAGAGGGCGAUUGCGCGGUUGGUGAGGGAGAGGGUGGAGGGGGGGAAGAAGGCGGUGGGGGAGGGCGAGAGGGAGGAGGUGGGGAUGGAGGGGGUGGCGUUGGUGGAGGCGAUGCAUCGGCGGGAGAGGGAGGGGGAG
Molecule: messenger RNA, 918 nt
Organism: Mytilinidion resinicola
Lineage: Eukaryota; Fungi; Ascomycota; Dothideomycetes; Mytilinidiales; Mytilinidiaceae
Exons: 1
Cellular component (GO): post-mRNA release spliceosomal complex; U2-type spliceosomal complex
Source: RefSeq, a predicted model, not a curated record